AUGGACAGAAUAAGUCAGCUGUCGGAUGAUUUGCUCAUCGAAAUAUUGUCAUUAGUCCCAACAAAAGAUGCCGUGGCCGUGAGCACUUUGUCUAAACGAUGGAUGUCUCUUUGGACAUUGGUUCCAAGACUUAUCUUUUAUGAUUACUUUGACGAGGAUGACGAGUAUUAUUACUACUCAUCAGAAUAUUUUGACCAUAAAGAGAAACACGCGAAACGUUUGUCUCGGUUUGUGUCAGGGACUUUGCUAUUACACAAGGCAGCGGCUCUAGAAAGUUUUUAUCUCAAAAGUGCCACAGAAUGUAGCCCUUCGGAGGUUGGUUUAUGGGUUAGAAUCGCAGUUGAACGUUUUGUGCGUGAUCUGAAGAUAAUAUUCUAUGGUCAUCAUGGCCUUGUUCAUUUGCCAAGUAACUUUUUUAGAUGUGAAACACUUGAGACUUUGGUACUCGAUAGGUUGAUUGUUUCGGAAGUUCCUUGUCGGUGUAGCUUUGGAUCCCUCAAGAAGUUACAACUCCUAUCUUUGAAGUACUCAGAUGAUGAAUCUUUCUCUAGGCUUACAUCAAGCUGUCCCGUUCUUGAAGAUUUGGUUGUUGAAACUUGUCUCAGUGACAAUGUUGUGACUUUCACUGUUAAUGUGCCUUCCCUACAGAGUUUAUUCGUUAGGACUCAGUCGACAUGGCAAAUCAAUAUACCUGAUUAUCAUUUGUUCGUGAUACAUUCUUAUUCUAUGAAUCAGUUGAAGGUUGCGGGCUACAGAGGUAAAUUUGAUGUGAUAGGUGAUAUGCCUAAAUUUGUCAAGGCAAAUUUUCAAUCUGUGUGCCGCCAUGACAAGGCUGUGGAAUCUUCUUGCUUUGUCAAGCCUCUUUGUGUCUUUGAUGAAGAGGUUGUGAGUUUGGAGAUAUGUACUCAUGAAUAUAAAUCGACUAUGGUUGUGAAUGCGUUCCAACACUCCACUAAACUACAAGUUCUCAAGCUUGUGUAUAAGCCUCUCUGCGUCCUGCCGCGAUAUGUUCCUGAAUGUUUGUUGCAUCAUCUCAAAACCUUUGAGUGGAGAGACUAUGAAGGAACAAAAUAUGAGAAAGAAGUGGCGAUUUAUAUUCUGAAUAACGCGAGGCGAUUAGUGACUGCAACUAUCUACCCUCUCGCGCGCAAACAUUGUGUGUUUGAGGAGUUGGAAAUUGCGUCAAGGGGUUCAAGAGCAUGUGAUCUUACAAUGGGAUGA
Molecule: messenger RNA, 1221 nt
Organism: Microthlaspi erraticum
Lineage: Eukaryota; Viridiplantae; Streptophyta; Magnoliopsida; Brassicales; Brassicaceae
Source: the annotation of a GenBank genome assembly